Colletotrichum gloeosporioides is the source of this 615-nucleotide messenger RNA. RefSeq lists its product as uncharacterized. The record is from RefSeq and is a predicted model, not a curated record. Lineage: Eukaryota; Fungi; Ascomycota; Sordariomycetes; Glomerellales; Glomerellaceae. The transcript is spliced from 2 exons. Bases 1 to 615 code for a protein of 204 amino acids.
AUGGGCUCCGACCCCCAUGCCGACUCUGGCGAGUCGUCUUCUGAGGAGGAAAUCCUCCCCAAUGACGCCAAGGGAGAUCACUCUUCCUGCAACCUCUCCAGCUAUAAAAAAAGGGGCAAUCAUGAGAUGAAAGAUCUCGCCCGACCCUGUCUGCACAACCCCAAAGAGCAGUGCUUCUGUUCGAGCCACAGGGGCUGUAUGCCAAAGACCCAGUUCACAGAUACUGAGGGCGCUAUCUCCCGAAAGACCUGCAUCAAGUGCAGGUUUCGAAGCGCGAACAGGGCGAAGAAGACCCCCGAGGAGCGGGCCAAGGCCAAGGCACUCGCCAACAUCCGCAAGGCUCCGGGAAUAUCGAACAAGAAGAGCACCAAGGGAACCAUCACCGGCAGAGUUAUGAAGACGCCUACCAAGAAGAACCGCUCCGGCCAGAAGAGCAUCGAGAAGAGUGAGCUCUUUGUCUCAUCCGAGUCCGAGUCCGAGUCUGAAGAGGAGGACAUGGCCGACGACCACCCGAAGAGCCCUGGCUACCGCCAGACACCUGAUGAUGAGGAUGAUGCCCCUGGUGAAGAUGGAUCUAUGGGUGGAGGCAUUCCGGGAACCAUCAUUGUUGCUUGA